AUGGAGGAGUUGCAGGUAAAACCUGAUGAAGAUACGGUCAGACGAGUGGCAAAUGCCUUUAGAAAACUUGGCCAAGAAGAAAAGAGUAAAUUGGUUACAAAACGAUAUGGGCUCAAGUGGAAAUAUAUUCACUUUAUUGGUGAACGGGUUAAUGUUAGAACAGAAGCUUGGGAAGAAGAAGAUUUACAUCUGACAGAGACAGAAACAAGAGACUUGACUCUUAUUGAAAUUGAGAACUUAUUAAAGGGAUACAAUAAGAGCCUAAGAGACACCCCUUCUAUGCCAUUCUCUAACAUGGACAUGUGUUAUCAACAGUUGAUGUCCAAUGGUGUCAAUAGGCUUAUUUGUGAUGAGCUUCGUUAUGAUAGGCGACAAUUGGUAGUGGAACAUGCAGAUUUAUUACAAAAGCUAACAGAUGAGCAGAAGAGAGUGUAUAAACAAAUAUUAGCAGCUGUCAACAGUGGUGAUGGUGGUGUGUUUUUUCUAUAUGGAUAUGGCAGUACAGGGAAGACAUUUGUUUGGAAAACAUUAGCUGCUGCAAUUAGAUCUAAAGGUCAAAUUAACAGCCCUUUGGCAGAGUUGAUAAUUCGAUGUAAGCUUAUUAUAUGGGACGAAGCUCCAAUGGUCAACAGACUUUGUAUCGAAGCACUUGAUAGAACAAUGAGAGACAUCUUAAGGUUCAAGAAUGCUAAUAGUCUUCAACAACCUUUUGGAGGCAAGACUGUUGUAUUUGGCGGGGAUUUUCGACAAAUAUUACCUGUCAUACCCAAGGGCAGCAGGCAAGAUAUUUUUGAUGAUUGGAUUUUGUCAAUUGGAGAUGGUCGGUGUGGUGAUCCUAUUGAUGGGAUAGACAAGAUAGGAAUUCCUGAUGAUAUUCUCAUUGAUCAAUGGGAUGACCCUAUAGUAUCCAUCUGCAAGGCAACAUACCCGGAAUUGUUUCUAGGGGUAAAUUGUGUAUCACAUUUGAAGGAAAGAGCUAUACUUGCACCAACUCUACAUAUGGUUGAUGAAAUCAAUAGCUUCAUGAUGAGUUUGAACAGUGAAGAAUCUAAAACUUAUUAUAGUUCAGACACCGCAUGUCAAUCAGAAGCGCACAAUGACUUAUUGGCAUCAGUUCAUACACCCGAGUUUCUAAAUAGCAUUAGAUGUUCAGGUGUUCCCAACCAUGAAUUAACAUUAAAAGUAGGGACCCCGAUAAUGUUACUAAGGAACAUAGACCACUCAGCUGGACUAUGUAAUGGGACACGGUUGGUAGUUUCUAAACUCGGAAGACACAUCAUUGAAGCAAGAAGCUUUUUAGGCAGUGGGAACGGUGAUAAGGUAUUCAUACCACGGAUGACCCUCACUCCAUCCGAUCAUAGAAUACCAUUCAAAUUUCAACGCAGACAGUUUCCAAUAAUGGUAUCCUAUGCAAUGUCAAUCAACAAGAGCCAAGGUCAAUCAUUGUCAAACGUAGGGUUGAUUCUAAAAAAACAUGUUUUUACGCAUGGCCAACUUUAUGUUGCACUUUCAAGGGUCACUCAUAGGAGAGGUCUCAAGAUUCUGAUUUGUCAUGAUGAACAUGAGAAGAGGAAAACAGAUAAUGUGGUAUACAAGGAGGUGUUUAGGAAUUUAAGCUAG
Molecule: messenger RNA, 1620 nt
Organism: Arachis ipaensis
Lineage: Eukaryota; Viridiplantae; Streptophyta; Magnoliopsida; Fabales; Fabaceae
Biological process (GO): telomere maintenance; DNA repair
Molecular function (GO): DNA helicase activity
Source: RefSeq, a predicted model, not a curated record